AUGAAACACAAUAACGCAUUAAGUACCGGACACUACAAAAAGACUUCUCUGAGAUUCAAGACCUGGUUCCACCAGCCAAUCCAGAAAAAGCUUAGAAGCCAGAUAAGAAAGGAGAAGGCACAGAAAAUAGCUCCAAUGAACGUAGAGCUGCUUAGACCCAUAGUCAGAGCAAACAGCAGAAGAUACAACAUCAAGCAGAGACUUGGAAGAGGAUUUUCCAUUGUUGAGGUAAUGCAGGCUGGAUUAGACGUAAAGAAGGCAAGACAGCUGGGAAUCUCAGUUGAUAUGAAGAGAUACACCAGAUCCGUUGAGUCUCUUAACCUUAACGUAGAGAGAAUCAAGGAGUAUUUAUCAAAGAUCACCGUCUAUGAAACAAAGAAGGAGGCAAUUGAAGCAGGAGCAGUACAGCACAAGACUACCAUCAUGCCAAUAGAAAAGAAGAAGAUUGUUAUUGAGUCUAUGCCACUGUCUGAGGUCAAGCCAGAAGUAUCUGCAUGCGACGAGAUGUUCAAGCUGAGAGAGGAGACCAUCAGAAUGAAGUCUUGGAAAGAGAAGCACGGUCUUUUAAAGCCACUCAACCCAAAGCACAGACAGGAAGCUAGCAAGUAAAAAAUCAGUUCAAUUCGUGGUUUUAUGUGCCAGUGAUGGACAGGAGUCAGACAAGGGCGUCUGAAUCAAUCAGUGGA
Nematocida parisii ERTm1 is the source of this 686-nucleotide messenger RNA. RefSeq names its product ribosomal protein L13E. Gene Ontology annotation, molecular function: structural constituent of ribosome; RNA binding. Gene Ontology annotation, biological process: translation. Gene Ontology annotation, cellular component: cytosolic large ribosomal subunit; ribosome. The transcript has a single exon. The record is from RefSeq and is a predicted model, not a curated record. Lineage: Eukaryota; Fungi; Microsporidia. Bases 1 to 609 code for a protein of 202 amino acids.